GUGUCACACUACUACCUCCCACCCACACCCCAUUCCUCCUAGUCCUCGACUUUGUUUAGAAAAACAAAGGGAUUUGGCGGAAAAAGGAAACGGAGGAGAAAGCUAGAGAAUGAGAACGGACUGUGGUUUUUCAGAAAAGUUAGAAGUUUAACUGGGAGAAGGCUUGUGAGAGGAUUGCAGAAUGUCAGAGAAGAGAUCAAAUAUCAUGUGGUUAAUCCAACCCCCUCCUUUGGCAGACGGGGACACUUGAGUGCGAGAGAGAAUUAAGGGACUAGCCAAAGUCCCUCAGGAAGUUACUAUCAGAGCUAAAAUCCAAGUGUCCUAAUUCCCUGGUCUGUGUACUUUGCAUUACUUCACACUCUAAUUCUGUUGAACGAGAUGAGUAAAUCAGAACACCAGUAUUUUAUUUGGCUAUAAACUUUCUUCUUCUUGCUUUCCUUGACAUCUAUAUGUUAUCUUGCAAGUCUGCUUUAUUUUUUAAUAUUUAUUUAUUUGGCUGAGCCGAGUCUUAACUGUGGCACACAGAAUCAUUGAUUUUCAUGGCAAUAUGUGGGAUAUUUAGCUGUGGCAUGCUAAAUAUCUAGUUCCCUGACCAGGGAUUGAACCUGGGCCCAGUGCAUUGGGAGCAUGGAGUCUUAGUCACUGGACCACCAGUUCAAGGUCUGCUUUAAAUGGUCUGUCUUCUACUCCAAGAGCACCUGUGACCUCAAUGGUGAGUGAUCUAUUUAUGCUUGUUUGCAGAAUUGUUUUCCAGCUCCAUCAUUGAAUGUUCCCAUAGCUGUGAGUUCGGAUAAUGACAGUCUUCCUCUGAAUAGAUUUGGGUGUUCCAUGAACAGAGCCUCAUCCUGUUAGACAAACCAUCUGAAUACUGCAUGGAUCAUGCUUCCGAGGAUGACCAGCUCCAGCGGAGCUUCCUCAGGAACCGGCACCUGCUGCCUGAUGUGGUGCCUGGAGCGGCUCCGCCUGGGACCCGAGCGCCUCCUGCGGGGCAGAAACCGGCUUUACCAGGAUGCAGCACGCCGAACAACGGCCCUCACGCCCGCCAGGUGCGCAAACGUGCUCACCCCGGACCGCAUCCCCGAGUUCUGCAUCCCCCCGCGACUCGUGCCCUGCCCGACUCUGACUGCAAUCCGAGACUCCUGGGGAGAACAAGCAGGGACCGACGACGGCGCGGGGCGCACGGACUGGGACCCGCGCUCGCAGGCCGCACUCUCACUGCCGCACCUGCCCCGGGCGCGCACCGCCUACGGCUUCUGCGCGCUGCUCGAGAGCCCGCACACCCGCCGCAGGGAGUCGCUGUUCCUCGGGGGCCGGCGCCGCCGGGCCCACACCUACGGGGGCGGCGGCGGAGACUACCCCCUCACGCCCCGGGCGAGAGCGCCCACUGCGCCCCGCGAGGCCCGCAGUGGCUCCCUCCUGGACGCGCUCGGCCCCGGGCCCCGCUGCCGCCGCUUCCUGCACGCCUCCGAGGAGCUGCUGCGCCGCGUGCUGCGGACCCAGAGGAACCGAGACCUGGCCCGCGCCUGCUCUGUUUCCAGCACGGACGGAGACGACGAGGACGAGAACGAGGGCCCCCCCGGCUCCGGCUCCCCGGAGCGGGCCCCCGGCUCGUCCCCCUCGCCAACUCCCAACUCGCGUCCCGAGCGCCUGGAGGCCGAGGGCACCGUGACUCUGGGCCGCGCCGGGGGCGCCCUGCGCCUGGCCGCUGAGUACAGUAGGGCCAGCGGGCGCCUCCGCGUCCGGUUGGUCCGUGCUGAGGGCCCGGCUGGAGGGGCCGCCGAGCCCCGCGCCCCCGUAGGCUGCAGAGUCAGCUUCGUCCUGAAGCCGCGGGGCGCCGUGGUCCGGCGGAGUCGCAGGGCCGUCUUGGAGCAGGACUUGUGCCUGGACGGGCUCUCGGAGGACGAGGUGCGCCGCCUGGCCGUGCGCGUCAAGGCCGAGAACCGGGGCCGCGGGCUGGAGCGGGGCCGCCUGCUGGGCCAGGGCGAACUGCUGCUGGGCCCCCUCCUGCUCCUCUGAGGGCGCGCUCUGCCGCGGGGCCUCUCGGACACUGAU
Messenger RNA from Dama dama (fallow deer), 2052 nucleotides. It is a transcript of the gene C2CD4A, whose product is annotated as C2 calcium dependent domain containing 4A. The record is from RefSeq and is a predicted model, not a curated record. Lineage: Eukaryota; Metazoa; Chordata; Mammalia; Artiodactyla; Cervidae.